AUGGAUGAUUUAAUCGUCUCCCCAUCUUCAUCUUCUUCAAUGGUUUCCUUCCCUAAUACCACCAUUCCUCACCCUUCCGCUACCAUCCAUCAAAAGCUCCAAAACCUCCUUCAAAACCAAUCCCAGCCAUGGGCAUACGCCAUUUUCUGGCAGACCUUCAAUGACAGUUCUAAUGGCUGUGUCUCCUUGUCCUGGGGUGACGGCCAUUUCCAGACCAACAGUGACGUCCCACCCACCACCGUUCUUUCCGACUCAGACCCUGAUGCCGACUGCCGGAAGUCUCUUCUUUCAGAAUUCCAGGCCUUACUUGGACCUGAAAACCGCCAUGAUCCCGAAUGGUUCUAUGUUAUGUCGUUAACUACGUCAUUUACCCUGGGAGAUGGUUCGGUUCCAGGUUCGGCUCUAGGUUCAAACACUUUGAUCUGGUUAAGUGGGGUGGAUCAGCUUCGUUCUCUGAACUGUGAGAGAGCUAAAGAAGCUCGGAUCCAUGGGUUGGAGACCCUGGUUUGCAUCCCGACACCAAACGGUGUUGUGGAAAUGGGUUCGCAUCAUGUUAUCGAGGAGUCAUGGAUUUUGCCACAUCAGGUUCAGUCACUCUUUGGCCGUGGUUCUUCCAACCUCAACAACGUCGAGCAUCAGAAGAAUGUUAUUUCUUUUGCUGAUAUGUUAUUUAUGGCCGGCGGGUUGCAAGAGGAGGACGAGGGUCUGAACGUGAUAGAUUUUGAAUCAACAACAUCCGAUCACCAGAACAUCGGAAAAUUAUCCAAGAACAACGACACGGCUGCUAUGAUCACGAAUACCCAUGCAGAAACCACGUCGGAGCAUUCCGAUUCCGACUGCCAGCUGGUUCUUGCCACGAGGGAGAGGAGGAUACAUGAGAAGAAGAAAGGAAAGAAGACGAUAAAGCCAGGUGGUAGGGAUGCUCCUCCUGUUAACCACGUGGAGGCAGAACGACAGCGGCGUGAGAAGCUCAACCAACGUUUCUACGCACUGCGCUCGGUCGUCCCAACCGUGUCUAGAAUGGACAAGGCGUCCCUCCUGGCGGAUGCCGUCGACUAUAUCAACGAACUGAAAGGAAAAGUAGAGUAUCUGGAAUCUCAGUUGCAUCCACCCAUCAACCACCACCGGAAAACCAGGAAAGUGAAGAUGGAAGUUGCUGAUACUGUAGACAACCCAGUGCAGAGUAGCAGCAGUCGUAGUCUCAUGUAUCAAACUCAGCCUACAAUACAGAUUAACAAGAAGACGACGAAGAGUAACACCAGUGGUGGUUUCUGGGAAGUGGAAGUGAAAAUGGUUGGUGAGGAUGCAAUGAUAAGGGUGCAGUCGGAGAAUAGAGACUUGCCGGUGGCGAAACUGAUGGAUGCUCUGAGAGAAAUGAAGGCAGAAAUCCGGCAUGCAAGCAUGUCAUUGAUGAAUAAGAUAAUGCUUCAAGAUGUGGUGGUUAGGAUCCCCGGUGCCAUUGAUGAAGAUGAACUCAAAACGGAUCUGCUUCGGAGAUUAGACAGCUAA
This is a messenger RNA of Cynara cardunculus var. scolymus (artichoke), 1509 nucleotides long. RefSeq names its product transcription factor MYC3-like. Gene Ontology annotation, cellular component: nucleus. The record is from RefSeq and is a predicted model, not a curated record. Gene Ontology annotation, biological process: regulation of DNA-templated transcription. Gene Ontology annotation, molecular function: transcription cis-regulatory region binding; DNA-binding transcription factor activity; protein dimerization activity. The coding region runs from base 1 to 1509 and encodes 502 amino acids. Lineage: Eukaryota; Viridiplantae; Streptophyta; Magnoliopsida; Asterales; Asteraceae. The transcript has 2 exons.